Messenger RNA from Alexandromys fortis (reed vole), 3631 nucleotides. It is a transcript of the gene Lonrf1, whose product is annotated as LON peptidase N-terminal domain and ring finger 1. Lineage: Eukaryota; Metazoa; Chordata; Mammalia; Rodentia; Cricetidae. Gene Ontology annotation, molecular function: metal ion binding; protein binding; ubiquitin protein ligase activity. The transcript is spliced from 12 exons. The coding region runs from base 99 to 2390 and encodes 763 amino acids. The record is from RefSeq and is a predicted model, not a curated record.
ACGCCCCCCUGCUCGCCGGCCGCGUGCGGAGCCGCGCGCCCCGGAGGUUCCCGGACCGUGGCGGCGGGCGGCGGUGGCGGAGCAGCCCUGCGCGGGCCAUGUCUUCUCCGGCCGUGGCGAGGGCGUCCCCGGGCGGGAAUCGGGAGGCGGCCGGAGGACCGCGGAGCCGGAACGGGCCGUGGGAAGUGGGCGGCGGCGGCGGCGGCGGCGAGCGGCUGGAGCGCGCGGGCGCGGAGCCGGGACGCUGGGAGCUGCUGCUCCGCCGGGGCGAGCUGCUGGCGCUGGGCGGCCACCUGAAGGGAGCGCUGGAGGCGUUCGCGGCCGCGCUCCGCCGCGGGGCCCCGGCCAGGCCCGAGCGCCUCGGGUCGCUAGUGGACUGCUUGGUGUUCAGCUACCGGCUCCGCCACGGGCUGCGCUGGAGCGCGACUCCCGCGGCGGGCGCGGCCGGGCUGCUCAGCUGCCUGGGCUGCCGGGGCUUCCUGAGCGAGCCGGUGACCGUGCCGUGCGGCCACAGCUACUGCCGCCGUUGCCUGCGAAGGGAACUACGCGCCCGCUGCCGCCUGUGCCGGGACCGCCUGCCGCCCGCAGCCAACGCCGAGGGGACCCCGCGGCCGCCGCCCCUGGCCGCCGCCAUCGCCGACUUCCGAACCAGUGUCGUGCUCAACCACCUGGCGGAGAAGUGGUUCCCGGGCCAGCGCGAACGCGCGCGGGCGGCCGGCCGCCUUGGGGAGCUGCUCCAUCAAGGGCGCUACCGAGAGGCCCUGGCGGCCGCCUGCGACGCCCUGCGAGCAGAGCCUAGCGACCUGACUCUCAAGAUCUACAGAGCAGAGUCCUAUGCUGGCCUCCAGGAGUUCAAAGCGGCCAUUGAGGAUCUAAACGCGGUUCUCUUUCAGCUUCCCAACUGGCCCGAGGUCUACUUCAGGAAGGGGAAGGUUCUGCAGGACGCGGGGUUCCUGGGCGAUGCUUUACAGCUCUUCCUCCAGUGCUUAGCCCUUGAUGAAGACUUCGCACCCGCAAAGCUACAGGUAGAAAAGAUCUUGUGUGACUUGUUGUCGCCUGACAACUUAAAGGAAGGCCUGAAGGAGUCUUCCUGGAGUUCCCUACCAUGUAGUAAAAACAAACCUUUUGGUUUUCCUGCAGUAAUGGAAGAGCCUCACUCUCCUGGUGAGCUCAGCCUGAAGCAGACGGAGCGGCCAGAGGGGGCCCCAGAGCCUGUCACAGGGAGUUUAAAUCGUGCUCGGUCAGCACAAGCCAUCAAUACCGCAGCAGUGCCUGCCAGAGAAGAUGGUUUAAAACGCGUGUCCUCGGAACCUUUACUGUCCGCUCAGGGAAGAGGUGUCCUGCUGAAAAGGAAGUUGUCUCUCUUAGAGCAGGACAUGCUUAUUAAUGAAGAUGGGAGGAACAAGCUGAAGAAGCAAGGUGAAUCUCCCCGUGAAGACUGUGUGUUUUCGUUAGCUUAUGGUGACAUCCCAGAAGAAUUAAUAGAUGUCUCAGAUUUUGAAUGUUCUCUCUGUAUGAGGUUGUUUUUUGAGCCAGUAACAACCCCUUGUGGACAUUCAUUCUGUAAGAAUUGUCUUGAGCGCUGUUUAGACCACACGCCAUAUUGUCCGCUCUGCAAAGAGAGCUUAAAAGAGUAUCUAGCGGACAGGCGGUACUGCGUCACACAGCUGUUGGAAGAGUUAAUAGUGAAGUAUCUUCCGGAUGAGCUGUCAGAGAGGAAGAAAAUCUAUGAUGAAGAAACGGCCGAGCUCUCACACUUGACCAAGAAUGUCCCAAUCUUUGUUUGCACUAUGGCCUAUCCCACUGUGCCUUGCCCUCUCCACGUAUUUGAGCCCAGAUACAGGCUCAUGAUUCGAAGAAGUAUACAGACUGGAACCAAGCAGUUCGGGAUGUGUGUCAGUGAUACACAAAACAGUUUUGCAGAUUACGGUUGUAUGUUACAAAUUCGAAAUGUGCAUUUCUUACCUGAUGGAAGGUCUGUGGUCGACACGGUUGGAGGAAAGCGGUUCCGAGUCUUAAAGAGAGGAAUGAAAGAUGGAUACUGCACCGCAGACAUUGAGUAUCUGGAAGAUGUUAAGAUUGAGAACGGAGAUGAAAUCCAGAGUCUGAGAGAGCUUCAUGACUUGGUGUACUCGCAAGCCUGUAGCUGGUUUCAGAAUUUAAGAGACAGAUUUCGAAGCCAAAUCCUUCAACACUUUGGAUCAAUGCCUGAGAGGGAGGAAAACCUCCAGGCGACCCCCAAUGGGCCUGCGUGGUGUUGGUGGCUGCUGGCAGUCCUUCCUGUAGACCCUCGGUAUCAGCUCUCCGUACUGUCAAUGAAGUCUCUGGAAGAGCGGCUAACAAAGAUACAGCAUAUCCUGACUUACUUCUCUAGAGACCAAUCUAAGUAACGAACUGCUUGGAUCUUCCUUAGCUUGCCCUUAGCCCCAAGGCUGAGAGCGGUUGGGUCUCAUUUUAACGUCACCCUAAUCUGGCUCCGUCGAUGGCCAGAUUGUCCGCUGCCUUUGCACACCCAGUGCUGGUGUAGAAAUUAAGGAAACUCUUUUUUUUCUCCAACCUCCUGAAUCUCGUGGAUCUGCAAAUGAAUACCUUCCACUGGGUCCUAGACCACUAAGAACUUGCACAGAAAACACACACUAAAUGUGUGUUAAACCUCUACGUUGUGAUGAAGUUGCACUAUGUACCCUACUCUAAUUGAACUAAGUACUCUGUGUGGAUGCUGCGUGCCUGUGUGCGUGUGCCUGUGUGAAUGCAAGUGUGUGUGCAUAUGUGUGUUUGUAUGGGUAGUGUGUGUGCUUUUACUCUGGCUUUAAAUUUUAAAAGACAAAAAAAAAGCCAUAGAGAGUGAACUUGCUGAGGGUCCUCUAUUGCCCACGUUUACAGCGGUAGUCCUAGGCGUUUUCGCAGAUCGAAUUUGCCUCAGAUUUCUUUGUCCUGAUGCUUCUAUUUGCACAAGUAUAUCAACAAUGGUACAGAGUAUCAUUCUUUGUUGUUGGAAAACCUGCUCUUGCUGAACUGUCUUGGCCAUUGACUCAGACACAGUUUCCUAUUUAUGUAAAUCCUUGUAUCCCCGCGGCCGCGGCCGGCAGGCAGGGAUGCUGUCUAGAGCCAGUCUCCAGGAACAGCUGCAGACCUGACAUGGUACUGUGCAUCCAUUCAUAAAACACUUAAAACUGUGAAAAUAUGGUUUACAUUACAAUGUACAUAAAGGUAGAUGGAGAACUCGGUUCACCCAGUUAGCUUGUACAUUCUAGGGGGCUUUUCACAUUAACUGCCCGCCUCUGUCAUUUAGAGUUUGACGUGAUAACUUGUAUUUAAGGAAUUAGAUAGCGUAUAAAUCCGUCGAGGAUCUGGGGGAGGAGGAGCUUAACGUAGAACUAAGCUUGUAAGGUUUGUUUUGUUUUUCCUCUGGUCUCGGUGCCAAUGUUAGUUAUGCCUUAUUCAUAUCCCAGUUAGAGUACCGUGCUGUGACAUGGUUAUAUCCAUGCUGCCCUACCUACCCUUUGGUAGUUAUUUGUUGCAGAUUUGUGACUGUCUCUAUUAUCUUUCUUUUAUGUAAGUAAUUUGUACAAGUUUCUUAAAAUUUUUGCUUUUGCUUAUUUAAUUUUGAAUAAAAGCUAAAUUCAUAAUA